Planococcus citri (citrus mealybug) is the source of this 1938-nucleotide messenger RNA. RefSeq lists its product as uncharacterized. The coding region runs from base 1 to 1938 and encodes 645 amino acids. Gene Ontology annotation, molecular function: DNA-directed DNA polymerase activity; DNA binding; nucleotide binding. Lineage: Eukaryota; Metazoa; Arthropoda; Insecta; Hemiptera; Pseudococcidae. The transcript has a single exon. Gene Ontology annotation, biological process: DNA replication. The record is from RefSeq and is a predicted model, not a curated record.
AUGGUAGGAGAAAAAGCUACAGAAAAGUUCAAAGAUUGGUAUAAGGCACAUCAAGAUGAUGUGUUUGAUUUCCAAAAAGAACUUAGAGAAUACUGUGACUCUGAUGUAGAUAUUUUGCGACGGGCUUGUAUCGCAUUGAGGGAACAGUUCUUAGAAAUAGCUAAUGUAGACCCAUUUAGAUAUAUGACCCUCCCAAGCGUUUGUAUGAGUAUAUUCAGAUCCAAAUACUUGAAACCAAACACUUUAGCAGUGUUCGAAGAUGAUACUUGCGAACAAUAUUCGAAAUCAUCAAUUACUUGGUUAAAAUCUUUCGAAAAUACUAAUAUCAGAUGUGCUACUCAAGGUGGUGAAGCUAAGAUAUGUGGUGCUAAAGUUGAUGGUUAUGAUAAAACUACCAAGACUGUAUACCAAUAUCAUGGAUGUUUCUGGCACGGAUGCCCUAAAUGCUACACACCUAAUAAAGUAAAUACUAAAAAUAAACAACGCAUGUCUGACUUGUAUAAAAAAACUCUUAAAAGGUCUGAAAAUAUAAAAAAAGCUGGUUAUAAUUUAGUUGAAAUUUGGGAAUGUGAUUGGCUCAAUUCCCCCUUGUAUAAAACCUAUAAAAAUAUUGAAGUAAUUGAGCCAAUAAAAAGUAGAGAUGCCUAUUACGGUGGUAGAGUUGAGGCUUUCAAGCUCAAAGCAACCUCAACUGAAAACACCCAAAUCAACUAUAUUGAUGUCUGUUCUUUAUAUCCUACUGUAAUGUUUUAUGAUAAUUACCCAAUUGGACACCCUGUAAAAUAUUUCAAUCCCCCUCAAUACAAUCCCAAGUGGUUUGGUGUAAUCAAAUGUAAAAUACUGCCUCCUAACAAUCUCCACAUUCCUGUCUUACCAACAAAGGUUAAGAUGGAAAAAUCUGAGAAACUUGUAUUCCCUCUAUGUAAAAAAUGUGCUGAAAAUCAGCAACGUAAUUGUAACCAUAAUGAGUCAGAGAGAGCACUCACAGGUACAUGGAGUACUGUUGAAGUUGCCAAAGCUCUCGAAAAAGGUUAUAAAAUGUUGAAUAUCUAUGAAGUAUGGCAUUUCGAGGCUAGUAAUAAUAUUUUUAAGGAUUAUAUUAGAGAUUUUAUGAAAAUUAAGUUAGAAAGUAGUGCUCAUUCAUACCCCUCAGAUGAGGAAUAUGUUAAAGAUAUUUUAGAUAGGCAAGGUAUUGCAUUAGAUUUAGAAAAUAUAAAAACUAACCCUGUGAAGAGAAACCUGUCCAAACUAUGCAUGAAUUCCUUAUACGGAAAGUUUGGACAGAGAAAUAACAUUUCUCAAACAGAAUUCAUUACUGAACCAUCUAGAUUUUAUGAGAUUUUACUUGAUGAGUCUAUAGAAAUAAAUAACACCUUCUUCAUAAGUGAAGAGCUCAUUCAAGUAAACUUCACUUAUAAAAAUAAUUUCGUGGAGAAUAGUUUUAACACCAACGUAAUGAUAGCCCUCUACACAACUGCUAAUGCUCGUUUACGUUUAUUCGAGGUGCUAGAUGAACUAGGUAUGAAAGUCAUUUAUUGUGAUACAGACUCUGUGGUAUACAUUUGUACUGGUAAUAAUAAGAUUAAGACUGGUGAUUUAUUAGGCGAAUGGACAGAUGAACUCAAAGGUGCCUAUAUUAAGAAAUUUGUAACAAUUGGUCCCAAGACUUAUUAUUUCAUCACCAAUGAAGGUAAAGAAUGCACCAAAGCUAAAGGUUUCAGACUUCAUAAUAAAAAUGCUAAACUGAUAAACGGUCAGGUAUUUGAACAGAUGAUAGAUAAAGAAGUCAUAGAAGUUAAGACUGAAAACACUAAAAUAUGUCGUGAUAGGCUCACAAAACAGCUUAUUAACGAGCCUGAUACAAAAAGGCUGUUCUUUAAUUUUGACAAACGUAUCAUUUGUGAUGAUUACAAUACUAAACCAUAUGGUUUCAUUUAA